AUCGACAUUUCUUUAUUUUCAUUUAUCUCUAAAAGGGAAACGAAAAGUUUUACUUUCGUUAGCGGUUCAUAAGGAAAGGUCUCGUUCUGUGGAAAACUACGAGGAAUAUGAGUUCUGAUGAAACUGACGUUGCUCGUCUUGGUAGAAGAUUGAGUGCAGUGGUCUAUGAUCAAUUCUUCGAUGCAUCACCCCCAGAGAGAAGAGCAGAUCAACUAAGAACUGAACCGAAAAUUGGAGACUGCCAUAUUUUUGACUAUCAGAAGUUUAGAAAUCCUCGCCUUGGAUCUGAAAAAGAUGUUGAAAGAUUGUAUUAUGAUUUCAAUGAAUUGAAUUUCAAUGUUCAUAGAGAUUACAAAGAUUUAAAUAAACAACAGACAUUAGAUGCCUUGAAACUGGCUGCCGAAAGGAGCAAUAAAGAACACAAAUAUUUUGUCUGCUGCUUUUUGUCUCAUGGAAAGCUUGGGGUAUUGCAGCUGCAGAACGAUGACUUAGAAAUAAAAGAGAUUCUUGGAUGCUUUUCACGUUCGUCGUGUCCAAAUCUUAAAGGGAUACCAAAAAUUUUUAUUUUUCAAGCUUGUCGUGGUAACUGUCGUGAAGAUGGUAUCUCCUGUUUUGAAUGUACAGAGGCAUGUGACACAAUUGAUUAUGAUCCUGUCUUAGACAUUCCAGAUUUCCUUGAUUUUCUUCUUAUAUAUUCGACUUAUAAUGGCGCAGUUGCCUUUAGAACAGAGCAUGGAACCUUCUUUAUUGAUGAAUUGUGUCGUACUAUUGAGCAAUUUAGUGGUGAUUUAGAUUUGUUACAGAUUUUGACAGUAGCUAAUUACCGUGUAGCUAACUUUUAUUUGAGUAAAAAUGACAUGAAAAAGCAGAUGCCUUGUUUUACUUCAAGCUUAACGACUGAAGUGAAAUUUAAUAAAAAAAUCAACAAGCCUUUUGAAACGGAGGAUACCAAAUUCUUUGACAACAGAAGAAGGGAAUCUAAGUUAGGUUUGCAGAGUCUACAAAAUCCAUUGGCGGAUAAGCAAACAUACAGAAUCCAGGAAUCUAAGAAGAUUAAAUUUCUACUUUUGUUAAACACGGAAAACAAUUUCGAAAGUUGUUUGCUUCAAUAUGUUUAUAUUUUAUGGACAAGUAUAAUUAAGAGAAAUUAUGGAAAUGAAACAUUCUCAAACUGGACAGAGGAAGAAUUAAUGGAUUUUCUGAAAGAAGUUGCAGCUCGAGACUAUUCUAAUACAGAUUGUUUGAUUUGCUUCGUUGCUUGCCUGGCAAAAGAGGAUCGUUUGUGCGAUAGCAAAGGAAAUUACUUCCAAAUGCGGAAAAUCAUCGAAACCUUCACUGGAGAUGUGUGCAGUAAACUUCGAGGAAAGCCUAAAAUAUUUAUUUUUUUGACGUCUGCACCAAACGACAAAUCUUCUGUUUGUGCUGAAACUACAGAUUGCAGGGAAGACAACCUUAUCCCAAUACAUUCCGAUCUUCUUGAAGUAGUUAUUACUGUUCAAGAUUCAAACCAAUUAAAAGCUGUGAUAGAAAAACUAUCUCAAAUUUUAGGAGGAGAAAAAUCUGAAGAUGUUUUUACUCAGAUGACCAGGAUGAAUAAUGAACUUGUUAAAAAUUGCGGAUUUCACUCCCUUUCGACCAAGAAAGCAACAUUUUCUAUAAAUUCUACAUUAACUAAAAUUCUAAUUUUAAACAAACCAGACUCUAGAAGUUAAUGAUUUUGUAUUUUUUAAAUUCAUUUUGAAAAUUCACCUGAACUUAAAUAAAUUGUGCAUGCAAACAUAAUGCACGUAAAAUGCUGUACUUGGAAUGUCAAUACUUCUUUAUCAAUUUAUAUACAAUAUGUAUUGUAUUUUUUAAAUUAUGAUGUUCCUACUUUUAAUUCAUCAUAUUGUUUUUUAUUAUGAAGUUAUUAAAAAAUGAUAAUUAAAUGAAGAAAAAAUGAAAUUGUUCUAUUGUGUAUAUUUAAAUGGGUUUUUUAAAAUAAAUUAUUGUGAACA
Molecule: messenger RNA, 1997 nt
Organism: Argiope bruennichi
Lineage: Eukaryota; Metazoa; Arthropoda; Arachnida; Araneae; Araneidae
Exons: 13
Coding region: 108-1712 (534 amino acids)
Biological process (GO): proteolysis
Molecular function (GO): cysteine-type endopeptidase activity
Source: RefSeq, a predicted model, not a curated record